AUGCACGAGCGCCGAUUGCAGCCUUCGAAUGUUAUACUGCACAAGAAGCUCAGCUACGACUUCAAGUGUGGGCCAGCUGUCAAAUUAGCCAAGACCACACGGCAGCAGCGCGUGCAAGUCAAGGUUGAUCCCAAGGUCUGGACCCGAGAUGACACAACAGCCAGCGUGGUCUUAGUCUUGGCAUUCGGCUAUGCUGCUCUAGGCAACGCCGCGUGGCGCUUGGUCGAUUCCGCUGAGGCCGUCCUAAGUAGAAUGUCGUUGGAGGAGGAGCAGCUGUUGGAAAGUGUGGCCUUGGCCUUGCGUGAACUUGCAUUGUGGCAAGAAUAUAUACGAGAUGUACAGGCAGCGCACGUAGACACUGUCGGGGCCGUCGGCAUGGUCACAGAGGCUCAGGAUCAACUUCUGGGUCUGAUGAGCGAUCCUGGCUUGAGUGCUGCGGCCAAAGAAGCUUAUGAGUCCUUCCGGGGUGAGCAAGCGACGUCUCACAGCCGGGGGCUGAGUACCGAACAUGGUGCUACUGUGUCCAGAAACUUGGCGGGCUUCCCGAAGUUGGAUGUCUCUACGCCACUGAACGACACUGAGCCCUCUCGGCGAGUGUGGCAAGCCAUGUCACGGGUGAUUUGCAAACUUUUCGCAGAACUGCAGGAAAUCUUCAAGCCAGUUGCUCUCAUCCAGGCAGACCCCGAAGAGGAAGCGAUGCUGCAACUUCUUGUUCCUGUUAUGCAGGAGCUGCAUGCCUGGUUGGGAUUUCUGAAAGGUGUGCUCAAAGUGCCCCACGUUCGUUCAGCCGAUGCAGUUCAAAUGGUUUCAGAUGCCCGGGACGUGGCUUGGUCUGAGGCAGAGCUUCUGAUGGAACAAGAUCUCAGCAAUGCAGCGAGGGUUCUUGUUGAGGGCUCCAAGCCUGGACCCGUGUCGCGCACGCUCAGCGGCUUCCCAGCUUUGGCAAUUCCCUCUUGCUUUGCGGAGGCUGGGGCGAUGAGUGUGGAUCAGAAGGCGUCCCGCCUAAUCUCGCGCUUGCUUUGCACCUUGUUUCUGAAGUUGCGCGAGAUGUACUCGCCCGUCAUCGUCAUCCAAGCGGAACCUGGAGAGGAGAGCGUGCUUGAAUUCCUCGCCAAAGUAAUGCGUGGCCUUGAGGGAUGGCUGCAUUGGCUGCUCCAGUUGCAGCGGAUGGACUUCAAGGGCUUAAAGAGAGCCCGACCUGCAGUUUUCCGUCGGCUGGUUGAAGAGACCUGGCAAAGAAUCCGAUCAAAGAUGCAGACGUGGAUGGAGCCCAACUGCACCAAUGCCGCCAAGAUGGUUCUCAGCGAUCACUUCCGAAGCUGGGAAGCCCGCCGUGAGCAUCCAGCGCCCGGAUGUGGAACGCCAGUCUCAGAGACCUUGAGUGACUUUCCCCUGCUGGAAGCACCCAGCUUCCUCAGACAAUCGAGAACUGCCUUGGAGCAAGUGCAGGAAGCCAUUUCCGAAGAAGUUUGUGCAUUCUUCCUGAACAUUCGACAGGUGUGCCUGCCCGCUGUUGUAAUUAGACCUUUGCCAGAAGAAGAGGGCCUCCUGGACUACGUGAGCCAAGUAUUGCAGGAGCUGGCCGCGUGGGCAGACCAACUGCCAAGGAUUGUUCGUGAGCUUGGCGUCGAGAGUGCGGAUCCGAUUGAUGCAGUUGACAUGGUGCUUCAAGCACAGCAACAUAUUUGGACACAGAUGCAGAAGGCCAUAGGGCACGAUUUCAGCAACGCUACCAAAGUGCUUCUGGAAGGGUGCCCCAAGCGACCAUCCGGACCUGUGCCGUUGACGUUAGACGGCUUUCCAGCGCUGGUGAUUCCCAGGUUUGGCGAAGGUGCAGCUACAGCGUCACCCCCGCUGAAGUUACAACACGCGGUUUCUCAAGAACUUUGCGAACUCUUCCUGAAACUACAAGACCUGUACAAGCCGGUCAGCAUCAUCCAGCCUUCUGAAGCGGAGGAAUGUUUGUUGGAAUCUGCGGUCCGAGCGCUGGAAGAGCUUGCGUGUUUCUCGACGCAUUUGCAAAGCAUGCUGGAAAUUGCCAGAAGAGAAGCUAGUAGAGGGAUCAGAUCACCUGAGACAGCUGCAGUUCCAUUCAACCUGGUACUCGGAACCCAGAAGCGUAUUUGGCGGGAGAUGGGGGAACGUGGCUGCAGCAAUGCCGCACGAGUCCUUUUUGCUGGGCGGGGCGAUUUCAUGACAAUUCAGCAGAAGCAAAUUCCAGGUACAAGUACAUGGACGACUUCACUCAGCGGUUUCCCGUUGGUGAUCUUUCCGCUUCCCGAGCAGCGCCAGAAAGCGGCGACUCUCUUGCAGCAAGAGAUGAAUGAGAUGAUGUCUUCGUGCGUACGCUCUCAACUUGGAGAUGCGGUGAGCUCCCUGGACAGGCUGUACAUGCAGGCUACGAUGCUUGAUGUCGUCGUCUGCAAGACUCUUCCAUCAGAUCCAUCGCAGCGAUACAAGAUCGAGGUGGACAAGGACACCCACGGGCUACAACCCAUGGACGACUUCGCCAUCGAUGGGCUCGAUGGCUGGAACCGGGUUCAAGCCCUGGGGUCUGUUAUCACCGCCUUCAAGGUGCGUGAACCGGGAAAAGGCGGCCAGCUCGUGCAUCGCCUGGCCUUUGGACCUGUGGCGCCAGCAGACACUGCCACGACCGGGAUGACAUUCAAUUUCCUCCAGCACGUGGAGUAUUUCAGCAAGGAAGCGGAGGAGGGUCUGCUGGCAAAGUUCCUGAAGUCAAACGGCAUGGAGUGCCCAGCUGACCCGGUUCAGCGUAAGGAGGUGAUCUUGAAGCUGUACACGGAGGCCGGGCCCGUGUACGGGGAGAUGAACAAAGCUUUGUACACUGAUGACGCGGAGGGGCUAAAGAAGUACGCGCCGUACAUUCGGGCUCUGCGUGACGUGUUCAGGAAGUCGCAAGACAACAAGCUUCCAGGUUUUCGAUUCUUCGGUGGCUUGGACGAAUCCGGUGUCGGCAAGUGUCUUACAAGACGCUGCCAGCUGGAUCUGGCGCAAGCCAAGAUCUACCAGGUUGGCCAGAAGGUUUGUUGGUCUGCCUUCAGCUCAACGUCUGAGGCGACCAAGGGAGGCAACGGAGGCUUUACUGGCUUGCUUUUUCGUGUACAUUGCAGCUUGGACCCAGAGCUGUCCACGGAAGAUAGCUACUAUCCUGCCUCCAUCCAGCAGUGGUCCAAGUUCCCCGACGAGAACGAAGUGUUGAUACCCCCGCACUACAUGCUCAGAGUCCACAACGUCAACUACAACGGGGAGCCAUCCAACCCAGACUACUGGCAGGUCGAGCUGGAGCUGGCUGACUUACCUCCUGUCUGGCGCAUGAUUGAGGUGAGGGACUGGUCUCAGUUCGAAGCCUGGGCUCAGGAGCAUCCUGACCUGGUGGACACCCGCAACUGCAGCAGGUCCAUCAUCAACGCCGUGGCGCGCAGCCUGGCAACGGCGUCUGACCCGGACGAGACAGGGGUCGACCCUCUUGAAGUUUGCUUCAAGUAUGGCUCUCAGCCAAACGAGCUGGACCUGCUGACGCUCAACACCCCCUUGGUCUCUGUAGCCGAGGCAUGCAAGGCCACUCAGGCCACUCGGGCCACGUUGCCCGAAGCCCUGAAAGCCAUCGAGUCGCUUCUCCAGGCAGGUGCCAGUCCCUACAUCCGUGCGGGCAAGGAGAAAAAAUCCUUUCAGGAGUUGAUGCCUGAACAGAAGCUGGACGUCAAUCAGGCGAUAGAGUGGCAGUACUGGGUGGAUGAUGGCAUUGACGGCAAGGCGGACGGAUGGUAUCCAUACAAACCGGAAGCGUCACCAAAGGUCGAGGCGGCCUUUCAACAAUGGCUCCACAGUGGACACGAGGGCAUGAGCCAGAUCCUGGGAGUGCAGAGCGGCGACUUCUCUUACGACGUCAAUUUCCUUCAGAUGCGGCAAGUGAACCUGAAAAGUAAGACGGUGCGCAAGAUCAGGAGGUCUCCACGACAGCCCUCUGAGCAGGAGAAGCUGCGUGCCUCCUCCAGCAAGGCGCUGAAACAGGAGCUGACCGCUUUGCAAAAGUUGCUGGAGGUGGUGGCACUUGACGGGCUCCGCGCAGCGACUGACGAGUUGCGGGGCUCUGACCCACAGGUCCUGGCGCAGCUGUCUCAGUUGGUGUCCAGCUUGGUCGAGAACGACGAGAAGCUGCCUGAGCUUGAGGAGCUGUUGGCACAAGUGCCGUCGGAGCAGGCCGACGGCAAGGUCACUUCUUGCAACCUCCGGAAGACGCGUGAUCUGCGCUGGGAGACCCGCGACACUCUCCCGGAAGUCCUUCGAGAGCUCCAUGACGAUCCCCACACGUCAAUUUCGGAGGAGCUCGCAGAGUUCGCUGACUCAGUUGUGACGAGCAUCAGUGUCUUUGACCGCGGCGGCGUCACUCACACAGGCUUCCGGGCAUCGCUCUCGUGGCAUGGAGAUGGAGCAAGUAGCACGGAUCUGGACAUGCACAUGACCUGCCCGCACUGUGAGACGAAGGUCUACUACAGUCAGAAGGCGUGCGGCUGCUCGCCGGAGAACCCGCGCCAACUCAAUCUGGACAUAGAUGACCAAGGGGGGCCAACGAGGCGGUCUGAAGAGAACUUGUACAUGCAACUGCCAGCGCCAGGCCGGUAUUCCCUUUCAAUUCAAUUGUUUUCAGGUCCGCCAGUGCCUUUCAAGAUUCAAGUCCACCGCACUGGGCAUCCCCUCACCGUCUACAAGCUGCAGCCUCACGCCGACACCUCUGAGGAUAAGCCCAUGAUGCACAUCUUCGAUGCCGUGGUAGAUGACCAGGGGAUUAUUGCCAAGCUGGACUCCGUUCAUGCCUUUGUGGAAAUACCCGAAAUACCGGCUGUCACCUCUGAAGAAGAGUCGCAGCCAAGUGCAGGCGCUGGCACGGAAGGAGGCUCAAAGCUAGGCGAGGAGUCUUUGGCCUCGGGGAUCCAGGCUGCUUUCUUGCUUCAUGCCUUUCCCAAGCUCGUGGUCGCAAAGGCCCCGAGAGGUCUGGGCUUCGGUGUUGAAGCUGAUGCCAUGCGGACUUUCAGAAAUCUGGGGGGAAAGUUGUUCCUCCCGUCUCCAGACGGUUGGGGUUCGAAGACAAGGUGCCCCAGGGAUGGGGAGAUGGGCUGCAGCUAUGUGGACACCCUGAAGAAGCCGCACCGUGGCAAGGCUACCCACUUUGUUUCUUGGUGCUGGAACUAUACCUUGAAGCAGGUGACGGGGGCGCUAGCCAAGCUCUGCCAGCCGUCCGACCAGUGCAUCGUGUAUUUCUGGAUGUGUUUCUUCUGCAACAACCAAUACAGAAUUGACAAGGAGAAGACUUCGUUUGAUGAGCUUCGUGCAACCUUCCAGGAUAAUCUUCAGCGCAUCGGCAAGAUGAUCAUCAUCAUGGAUGAUUAUAUUCAGCCGAAAUAUGUAACCCGCGUUUGGUGCAUAUAUGAGACAUUUCUGGCGAUUGAGCAGGGCCUUCCGCACGAGUUCACUCUGCCUGCGUCGGCACGUGACCAGUUGAAAGACAGAAUUGCCCAGGGAGAGAGCCUUCCAGCGCUCAAGAGUGGCUUUAAGUCCAUCGAUGCAGAGAAAGCUACUGCAGAGAAGAAGGAAGACAGGGAGAAGAUCAAGGAGCUCAUCAGGAAGGGUGUUGGAUUCGAGAAGGUGAACGAAAUCGUCUUUGCCGCGCUCCAGCCCCAGCUGAUAGCUGCCUUGAAACGCGUCGUCGAUGAGUUCAUGAUGGUCUCCGACGGCUGA
Molecule: messenger RNA, 5757 nt
Organism: Symbiodinium natans
Lineage: Eukaryota; Dinophyceae; Suessiales; Symbiodiniaceae
Source: the annotation of a GenBank genome assembly